Messenger RNA from Beta vulgaris subsp. vulgaris (sugar beet), 384 nucleotides. RefSeq lists its product as uncharacterized. Lineage: Eukaryota; Viridiplantae; Streptophyta; Magnoliopsida; Caryophyllales; Amaranthaceae. The transcript has a single exon. The coding region runs from base 1 to 384 and encodes 127 amino acids. The record is from RefSeq and is a predicted model, not a curated record.
AUGGAUCUUCACUUGGCGGGAGACGCUCGAAAGGAAAGGUUAGUUGAGCUUGAGGAACUCCGAUUUGACGCCUAUGAGAGCUCAAGAUUGUACAAAGAGCAAACAAAGAAAUGGCAUGAUCACCGGAUUCAACAAAGAGAAUUUCGGGUUGGGGACAAAGUCUUGUUGUUCAAAUCAAGACUAAAACUCUUCCCUGAAAAGUUAAAGUCCAAGUGGUCGGGGCCUUUCUCAUUGUUGAAGACUACCCCUUAUAGAGCUUAUGAGAUUUUGGGGGAGAACGGUCCAUUUUGGGUGAACGGUCAGAUGUUGAAGCUUUAUCAUGAUAAUCACGCCAAUGGUUCCAUUGGUUGUUUGAUCCUUCGCUCACCCGAGCGCAUCUCGUAA